UGCAGGCACUAACAUUCGCUUACAAUAACGCCGUUCUCGAGUUCUUUUCGAAUAGUUUUGAGUCUCUUUUGAAGUAGCGAAAUUUAAAUGUCAAGCACGUAUUUUAACUUUUGAAAGACAAACUGAUUUUCGACCAUGAGGAGAUCAUCGAACGCGGUGCUUCAAUCCCAAACCUCUGAACCAUUAAUUGUAGUUGAAGAUUCUUAUUAUGAAGAUCCUGAAGACAAUAAAGCUAGUGAUCCUGACUCGCAUCACAGUUCAGAAGAUGAAUCGCCCACUAUGAACCCAUAUCUUCUGUCUCCAUACUCGCGAGACAUUCGUAAACACUCUUUGCCGACGCCACAAUGUAGUGGUAUAACAGCAAGUCAAGUUCGCCGUUUAUCAGAAAGGGGAGAGACGGUGGGGCCUGGCCCUCGGCAAGCCGAAUUCCUGGCGACCCUUUCAACAGCUCCAGCUCCUUCUCCCGGAGGUCGGCGACAUUCUGUAGUGACCAUAUCAAAAGUUCCUCCCACUUUGUUUGGAAGGAAUAGACGCGAAUCUGUGGCAGCAUUUUCUUCCGGCACUGGUUUUCCCACACGAAUCCUCCCUAACAGACGAGAAUCAAUUGCUUGUCCUCCGUCAACUGAACCGAGAGGCAGCGUUCAUAACCUCCAGUUAGACAUAAUGGACGAUAUAGUCCAAGCUCGUAAAGUAAGGAUGAAGUUGUGGACCACCAGCAACGAACGUGUUUGUGAAGUUCAACCUUUGGAUGAUUCCAAAUCUGGCGACGUACAAAGAUACACAAACUCUUCCAACCGGCGGUACUCCGACUUCGUUGGUACCACUUUAGCGCCUAUUCCGAGUUCGAGCAAGCGGCGGGCUUCCGAACUCCCGCCCCCCAACACCUGCACAACAACUAGCGCAAGUAAGCCAUCCACCAUCGGAAUAGUUUGCUCUAAUACUGAUCUUAUCUCUAUUUUAUCUUCCCUUUCAACUUCUUCCACGGAAAUAAAUCAGUGUGAGACAGCACGAAAACCUGAACUUCCCAAAGCUAUUGACCAGAAACGCAGUCGACUGAAGAGCAACAGGUCAAGCAGUUUCGACAUUUCUAUUCUUCACAGCGAUCAACCGAAAUCUGUAGAUACCGCCAAUACGCCUUCAAACUGGUUCGCCAAACGCCAUCAACCGAUAUCAACCCGACCCACGGUUGUUGAGAAAGAACCCGGAAAAGUUGUUUGGGACGAAAGAAGCGGAUCUUUGGUGGAUGCGCAAGCCUUAGGCAGUGCCAUCGAGGGUUUUCUCAGACAAACCACGCCAGAUACAGGUAGCAUCCAGACUUCUUCACCGCACACUUCACCCAGCACAUGCAAAACACCAACAACUAAAAGCGCCGCUGGCCGGUCUAAAACUAGUUGGUUUUCGAGCAAGGGCGAAAGUGACUCAACAGAAACCUGCGACUCUUCACUCUGUUCAACUUUGAAAGACUUGUUUGUAAAAUAAUCUUCUAGAUUCGAGAGCUGACAUUGCGCACGGCAUUAUGUUUAGAUAAAUCUAUCUAAUCGGUGUUACAAUAUAAAUGUGUCUUAUUCAUAAUCACUUUGGUGGAGUACAAUCAAAUAUUCCCGGUUCAUUCAAUUUAGCCAUAGUUUUAUCAACUUUUCUGUUUGUAUUGCUGUUUAGUAAAGUGACCUUCAAAGGUUAGACCAAAAUAAAAACAGUUUGUGCUAAGUAUAAAUAUCAUUCACAUUUAGUCGACUGUUACGGAACUAAGGCUAUAAGAAUAAAAUAUCACAUUAGCCUUUACCGCCAAAUACACAGAAAAAUUCAAAAAAAUCAUUGAAAUUUGAUUAAAACCAGCAUGCUUUUCUUCUGUGUUGGAAGCGUUGGCCCCUCUCGAAUAUCGAAACAGUAUUAAUAAAAUAAACAAAUUUUAAUUUUGGAAAUUCAUUGUUAAGUUAAGGUGCCUUUAAAGUAAACUUCUUACAAUGCCACGUAAGUCUGACUUGAUUCGAGAGAAAUUGGAAAACUGUAUAAAAUUUUGUGGUCACUUUGCGGGUCAAAGUGUUACCACCUAGCAAAACUGUAAAUAGAUCAUAUUAUAAUAAAAUUUUGGACCAUAUAAAUGUUGUGUAUAGACAAUCUUCCUGAGUUCUAACGUGUAUCACAUGUUUCAAAUCAAUUUUGAAGCUACAUUCUAAAAAUUGUAUAUUUUAAAUACUCAAUUUAAUGUUAUACUGACUCGAUAUAUAAAGACAUAUUGUUGUUCGAUGUUUCUAAUCGUUGUUGUAAAUAGCUCGAUGUACAGACUGUUGUUAUAAAUGUUAUAAUAAAGUAUGUUU
Messenger RNA from Tribolium madens (black flour beetle), 2318 nucleotides. RefSeq lists its product as uncharacterized. The coding region runs from base 136 to 1479 and encodes 447 amino acids. Gene Ontology annotation, cellular component: cytoplasm. NCBI's taxonomy places the organism in Eukaryota, Metazoa, Arthropoda, Insecta, Coleoptera, Tenebrionidae. The record is from RefSeq and is a predicted model, not a curated record. Gene Ontology annotation, molecular function: ubiquitin protein ligase activity; ubiquitin conjugating enzyme binding. Gene Ontology annotation, biological process: multicellular organism development; proteasome-mediated ubiquitin-dependent protein catabolic process. The transcript has 2 exons.